UUUUCGUCUCUCUACACACAUACUCUCGGUUAAGAAUGUUUAACAAGUUUUUAAGGUGAUUAGAAAGUUUGUUAAUCUCUUCUGCCCAUUCGUUGCUAGAAUGUGAAAGUUGGUCUUGUGAUCUAGUGUUGUUUGACCUUGACGAUCGCUGAACUUGCAUGUGUUGCAACUGCGAAUCGAUUUAGUCUUUGAUCGACCUUAAGUUAAUAAACAUUUCGUCUGUGAUCAACGUUAUCAAACCAAACCAAACCUAUAACAUUUCGGUUGGAUGUUCCAUUUCGGCGCAAAUGCAACCGCCAUGCUGUCAACAUUGACGAUCAAGAAGAUCACUCGAUCAUCAUCAUCAUCAUUGCAUUCAUUGCGAAGCAUGCAAUUGAUCGUAAUCAGUGUUUUGUUGUAUUGUAGUGCACUCGGUAGCCUCACCCAAGCUCAGGAACUUCAGUCCCAAAACAAGAUGUCGAGCAGUGAUAACAGCUAUCAGGUAGUGCAGCUUCCAGGCCCUCGCACAAAGCUAGGGGAAGGGCCAGUUUGGGAUAUUGAAACCCAGAGCCUUUACUAUGUGGACAUCGACACACCGGCCGUCCUUCGUUACGAUUAUGCGGACAAUCGUACCUACAGUGCAAAGCUUGAGGGAGCUAAUUCCAUUUCGUUCAUUGUGCUUGUGGCGGGUCAACCGGAACAUUUUGUGGUGGGCGAGAACAACCGUGUGACCUUGAUCCGUUGGGAUGGUCGGUCCGAAGAAGCACAACACGUCCGUGUACUAGCCGAUUUAGGUAACAGCCAGAGCCACGUUCGUUUCAACGACGGUAAGGUCGAUCCGUCCGGACGACUGUACGCUGGCACGAUGCAGCUGGAAUCUCUGGGCGAUCUACUUGCACAGAAGGAAGGACAAUUUUUCCGCUACACCAAUGAAACCAUGGUGUUGCAAAAGAAGAACAUCAGCGUUUCAAACGGACUGACAUGGGAUGAGCCCGUCAAUCCUUUACGCAUGUAUUACAUCGAUUCCGCAGCGUUGGACGUGAAAUCGUUUGACGUCGAUGAAAAUGGAGAUCUCAAAAAUGAGACGGUAUUUUUCGACUUGCGUGUUAAUGGAACCAAUCCGGGCUAUGUUGCCGAUGGGAUGACGAGUGAUGCCGACGGGAAUCUGUACAUUGCUACCUGGGGCGGUUCGAAGGUUAUGAAAGUUGAUAAACGUUCCCAACAACUUGUACAGGAAAUCAAAAUUCCAGCUGAGCAAGUUACAUCGGUCGCGUUCGGUGGUCCUCAGUUGGAUGAGCUAUUCGUCACCACCUCUUCAAAAGGUGACAAACCUGCACCGGCUGGGGAACUCUUCAAAGUAACCGGAUUGGGCGUUAAGGGUAAACCAAUGCACAAAAUGAUUCUGUAAAUAAACGUAAACACAUUUACUUUUUUCAAAGGAUUUUAAAAGCAA
Messenger RNA from Anopheles funestus (African malaria mosquito), 1432 nucleotides. RefSeq names its product regucalcin-like. The transcript has 4 exons. Bases 269 to 1387 code for a protein of 372 amino acids. Gene Ontology annotation, molecular function: calcium ion binding; gluconolactonase activity. Gene Ontology annotation, biological process: L-ascorbic acid biosynthetic process. The record is from RefSeq and is a predicted model, not a curated record. NCBI's taxonomy places the organism in Eukaryota, Metazoa, Arthropoda, Insecta, Diptera, Culicidae.